Molecule: messenger RNA, 1160 nt
Organism: Capra hircus (goat)
Lineage: Eukaryota; Metazoa; Chordata; Mammalia; Artiodactyla; Bovidae
Gene: TEX13B
Product: testis expressed 13B
Source: RefSeq, a predicted model, not a curated record
GCGACUGAACUGAAUUGAACUGAGGCGAUGGGGAAUGAGGCGGUAGUCAGGUUCCACUUCCUGCCUCCAGGGGGCAACCGAGGCCACUGAGAGAUGGGGGCUAUUUCCUGUUCCAGAAUAUUCCAUCUCUAGAAGGGUCCGGCCCCUGAGUGGGACAAACCAUUAUGAUGGGGGGUUGAGAAUUUUGGUAUUUGAUUACAAGCGCUUCAUGUUCUUGGUUCUGAGUCUUUUCCGACCACUCCUAUUUCUUCCCACCUUCAAACACUUGCAAUACUGCAGGAGGUUCCCUUAUGUCUGGGGGAGGGGAGAAAAUCUUCUACACGCACCCCCCUCACCCUCGCAGUUUCUGGGAGUUGGAACAUUCCCGAGGUUUUUACCUCGAAGGGUAGGCCGGAGUUUUUCUUUCCUUGGUGCCUUCGAGGAGAGAGAGGUACCUUUUGGGUGUGGUAGACGGUUUUGUUUGGCCUGUACUCUCACUGGUCAGGAGGUGAGGUUUGGUGGGAGGCGUCCUGGGGCAGGGCAAAGGGUCUUUAGGAGGGUGUACCAUGUGGGGGGAAGCAAGCGGAGAAGAGGAGAUUCAUGGGGUGGGGGAGGGGAGGGGGACUGAUUCAUUCAUCCCCACAGAGCCAGCCAAGCCCCAAAGGCACUCAGUCGUCAUGGCCUUGAAAUCUGAGGACGUCAGUAGUGGGUUCCGGCAUGGCAAAGUGAUGGCUUUCAUCAACGAGAGGAUGUCCAGGCACGCGAAAGGCCCUGAGUUCUACCUUGAGAAUCUUUCUCUGUCCUGGGAGAAGGUGGAAGACAAGCUCAGGGCCAUCCUGGAGGACCGCCUGGUGCCCAGCCAGGCCAAAGAGGCCUGUGCCUGGAGCAGCCUGGCCCUGGGCGUGCGCUUCGCCUACAAGCAGAGCCAGUUACACAGGCACAGGGUGCAGUGGCUGCACGACUUCGCCGGACUGCACAGGUCGGCAGCUCAGGCGUUGGCCUCAGACCUGAUUGCUCGCGCACAGCAUGAGGUGGAACGCAAGGAGGCGGCCUUCCGGCUGCAGCUGACCCAGGCCAGCCUAGCGGAAGUGCAGAAAGAGCGGGACCUCCUGAAGUGGAAGAUCUUCAAGGCCGUGAGAUUACCGUCGCCUGCCCCGCGCCCCCCCGCCGCCCCGGCGCGC